Molecule: messenger RNA, 1696 nt
Organism: Chlamydomonas reinhardtii
Lineage: Eukaryota; Viridiplantae; Chlorophyta; Chlorophyceae; Chlamydomonadales; Chlamydomonadaceae
Exons: 1
Coding region: 128-1660 (510 amino acids)
Source: RefSeq, a predicted model, not a curated record
CCGAACGGACUAUCCUUGAGACAUGUCAACGGGUUGCUCAGUGUCACGUGUCAACUACUUCUUCAACAUCUCAAGGAUGCUUUGCAGCUUUGCGCCCUUAUUACGUCUUGGCAGCUCAUCAACUGCUAUGCGCUUAUUGUGCACCGGUGCCCCGGCCAGCCCGCCCAGUCCUGGCGGUGGGCUUGCUGUCGGCGCUAGCGCCCCGCCGUCACCGCCACCCGUGCUGCUGCAGUCCGCUGCCGCGGUGGCGCCGGCAGCUGUCUCCGCCCUGCCCAGUGCUGCGACCUCCAAGUCCGCGCCGGGCCCGCCUGCGCGCUGCAGUGCUUCGGCCAGCCCGCCCAGUCCUGGAGGUGGGCUUGCUGUCGGCGCUAGCGCCCCGCCGUCACCGCCACCCGUGCUGCUGCAGUCCGCUGCCGCGGUGGCGCCGGCAGCUGUCUCCGCCCUGCCCAGUGCUGCGACCUCCAAGUCUGCGCCGGGCCCGCCUGCGCGCUGCAGUGCUUCGGCCAGCCCGCCCAGUCCUGGCGGUGGGCUUGCUGUCGGCGCUAGCGCCCCGCCGUCACCGCCACCCGUGCUGCUGCAGUCCGCUGCCGCGGUGGCGCCGGCAGCUGUCUCCGCCCUGCCCAGUGCUGCGACCUCCAAGUCCGCGCCGGGCCCGCCUGCGCGCUGCAGUGCUUCGGCCAGCCCGCCCAGUCCUGGAGGUGGGCUUGCUGUCGGCGCUAGCGCCCCGCCGUCACCGCCACCCGUGCUGCUGCAGUCCGCUGCCGCGGUGGCGCCGGCAGCUGUCUCCGCCCUGCCCAGUGCUGCGACCUCCAAGUCUGCGCCGGGCCCGCCUGCGCGCUGCAGUGCUUCGGCCAGCCCGCCCAGUCCUGGAGGUGGGCUUGCUGUCGGCGCUAGCGCCCCGCCGUCACCGCCACCCGUGCUGCUGCAGUCCGCUGCCGCGGUGGCGCCGGCAGCUGUCUCCGCCCUGCCCAGUGCUGCGACCUCCAAGUCUGCGCCGGGCCCGCCUGCGCGCUGCAGUGCUUCGGCCAGCCCGCCCAGUCCUGGAGGUGGGCUUGCUGUCGGCGCUAGCGCCCCGCCGUCACCGCCACCCGUGCUGCUGCAGUCCGCUGCCGCGGUGGCGCCGGCAGCUGUCUCCGCCCUGCCCAGUGCUGCGACCUCCAAGUCCGCGCCGGGCCCGCCUGCGCGCUGCAGUGCUUCGGCCAGCCCGCCCAGUCCUGGAGGUGGGCUUCCUGUCGGCGCUAGCGCCCCGCCGUCACCGCCACCCGUGCUGCUGCAGUCCGCUGCCGCGGUGGCGCCGGCAGCUGUCUCCGCCCUGCCCAGUGCUGCGACCUCCAAGUCCGCGCCGGGCCCGCCUGCGCGCUGCAGUGCUUCGGCCAGCCCGCCCAGUCCUGGAGGUGGGCUUCCUGUCGGCGCUAGCGCCCCGCCGUCACCGCCACCCGUGCUGCUGCAGUCCGCUGCCGCGGUGGCGCCGGCAGCUGUCUCCGCCCUGCCCAGUGCUGCGACCUCCAAGUCCGCGCCGGGCCCGCCUGCGCGCUGCAGUGCUUCGGCACCCCCGCCCAACCCGCCGCCCGCACAGCCAACGGGCUUCUGUGCACAUGUGCUGCAGCUCCAGCGGCCCAUCGGCACCGCCGUGAGAGGGGGUUCAUGGCAGUUCACGUGAUAGCAGUCGUUGCAGUCAUCGCAAAAUACCAUGUCA